Messenger RNA from Salvia miltiorrhiza (redroot sage), 2434 nucleotides. RefSeq names its product probable folate-biopterin transporter 2. The transcript is spliced from 5 exons. NCBI's taxonomy places the organism in Eukaryota, Viridiplantae, Streptophyta, Magnoliopsida, Lamiales, Lamiaceae. Bases 698 to 2197 code for a protein of 499 amino acids. Gene Ontology annotation, cellular component: membrane. The record is from RefSeq and is a predicted model, not a curated record.
AAAGUACGAAAAGAAAUGACCCUUUUCGUUAUUUUCUAAGCUAUCUCAAUACUUCAAAUUUAAAAAAUCUUUUGUUUUCUUGUAACUCCAUGAUUUUCUAAAUUCCUCCUCCUCAAUCUUGCCAUGUCUAUUUCUUGGUAAAUGAACAUUUUAAAGAAUCUGAUAUUAAACGAUCUGAGCUGAGCUAGUAUAACAUUAUUUGAAAUGUCAAUCUCCAGAAAAACUAUUAUUCAAACCGUUUCAUUCUGCUACCUACCUGCUGCCUUGGAACUUUCUCCUAUUUUGGCAUUUAUCUUUCACACAAGAGAAGAAAGAAAAUAUCUUGAGCAAACUACCUUGCCUCUGCGAAGAUCUGCACCAUUGUUAUUUGUCAAGUGAGAAACAGUUGUGUUCUGGUCAAGUGCUAUAAAUAGUUAUCACAUAAUUCAAAGCUUCCAUUUUUUUACUUGCAGAUACAUUCAAUGAAGAAAUAAUCGAUUUUGGACUAGAUUCAUGAGAGCUGAAUCCAAGAUUUUCCAACCGGAAACCAAAAGCCCAUUUGGGAUUCCGACCCUUUUCGUUUCUUGCAUCAUUUCCAUGUCAAAUCAAGAUCCGAGUUGAGUCAGUUGACUUUUCUGAAACUAUCCCUUCAUAAAUCUUGUCGAAAAAGAUCAGAUUUUUCCAGCCCCAGAAGCUUUUUUGUUCCAGAUUACGAGUGAUGGGGGAGGAUGAAAGGCUCCCAACUUACGGCGAUGAAGAGCGGGAGCUUCAGCCGCCGCCGCCGGUGGCGGAGAGCGAGAUGCGGAGCAUUUUCUGCAGCCCUGUUCAUUGGUUCAAAAUGCUUGCGAGGGAACUGCAUUGGAGCUUUGUGUUUGGAGUGGUGAUUGUGUAUGGCGUGAGCCAAGGCUUAGGUGGAGCCCUUGCGAGAGUUGGGACGCAGUUUUACAUGAAGGAUGUGCAGAAGGUGCAGCCAUCUGAGGCGCAGGUCUACGCCGGCAUCACUUCUCUUCCUUGGAUCGUCAAGCCGCUCUGGGGUAUCCUAACCGACGUUGUUCCGAUUUCGGGGUAUCAACGGAGACCUUAUUUCGUUUUUGCUGGUUCCCUGGGAAUUGUUUCCAUGCUGUUCUUGUCGCUGCAUCCGGGACUACACAUAGUAUUAGCAUUGCUUUCACUGACAGCAGCGAGCGCCAGUGUUGCAAUUGCAGAUGUUACUGUCGAUGCAUGUGUGGCACAGAAAAGCGGCCUUCACCAUUCCCUGGCAGCUGACAUGCAAAGUUUAUGUUCCUUGAGCUCCUCAAUCGGGGCUCUCGUGGGAUUUUCUCUGAGUGGUAUAUUUGUACACCUAAUUGGGCCCCAGGGGGUAUAUGGCUUGUUAACGAUACCAGCUGGGCUAGUCUUCGUAGUUGGUAUAUUGCUCAAGGAACAACGCGUUUCCAGCUUUGGUUAUGAACAGAUCAGUCAGAACUUAGCCAAUGCUGGUAAAGCUAUGUGGAAUACGUUGAAAUGCCCAGACGUGUGGAGGCCGUGUCUGUACAUGUACUUGUCCUUCUCGUUGGGCCUAAAUGUCUCCGAGGGGAUGUUCUAUUGGGUGACAGAUUCAGCAGCCGGCCCUUCGUUUUCUAAGCAAAUAAUUGGUUAUAUCAUGGCAAUAGGCUCCGUGGGCUCGCUCCUCGGGGCUAUCCUAUACCAAUACGGCCUAAAAGACUAUCCCUUCCGGGAUCUGCUCUUCUGGGCUCAGAUCCUAUCCUGCCUCUCCGGAAUGCUGGAUCUGGCGCUGGUGCUGCGCUGGAACUUGAGGCUCGGUGUGCCCGACUUAUUCUUCGUGGUGGCUGAUGCAAGCGUGUCCCAAAUGAUCGGGCGCUUGAAAUGGAUGCCACUUCUUGUUCUGAGCUCCAAGAUGUGCCCACCUGGGAUUGAAGGCACCUUCUUUGCCCUGCUCAUGUCAAUAGACAAUGCCGGCCUCCUCACCUCGUCGUGGUUGGGAGGUCUCCUGCUGCACGUCUUGAACGUUACACGGACAGAGUUCGACAACAUGUGGCUCGCUAUUCUGAUCAGGAACGUGCUGAGGAUCGCCCCACUCUUCCUGCUGUUCUUGGUGCCUAGAGCAGAUCCCAACUCCUCUCUUCUCCCUGAUGAUGUUGUCAACAUCAAAGAAACGGCUGAAUCCGAAAACGUCGAGCUCGUCGCGCUCGUAGACCGCACAGAUGGUGGUAGAUAGGACUGCUGAAGGGUGUUCAAGCACCAGAAGGCCUAGACAUCUCACCUGAGUUCACUGGUUUGUUGAGGAAAAUGACCCUUUUGUUAGGCCAUUGUAUUCUUUCAUCUUCUUAUACAUUUUUUUGGGGGGAAAUUACUGAAUUUUGUUCCAUAUGUACUGUUGAAAUUUUACUAUACAUACUUUUCAUACAAAUUGUGAACUGUGGGAAAUUUUAAUUAGAUUCUCAUUGGAUCUAUA